Octodon degus (degu) is the source of this 4227-nucleotide messenger RNA. RefSeq names its product furin, paired basic amino acid cleaving enzyme (gene Furin). The transcript is spliced from 17 exons. The coding region runs from base 379 to 2763 and encodes 794 amino acids. Gene Ontology annotation, biological process: peptide hormone processing. Gene Ontology annotation, molecular function: serine-type endopeptidase activity. Gene Ontology annotation, cellular component: Golgi membrane; trans-Golgi network. The record is from RefSeq and is a predicted model, not a curated record. Lineage: Eukaryota; Metazoa; Chordata; Mammalia; Rodentia; Octodontidae.
GGCAAGCUGGGGAUGUGCUCUGUACACCUCUGCAGGACCUGAAAGCUUCGCUGUUGUGUUGUGGGAGUUUUUGUAGAUGUUCUGGAAAUGCAGGCGUGGACGUUGUGUACGUUUUGAUUAAAGCCAGGUGUGGCAACUGCUGUUGAAGCCUUUGUUCCAGGUACCCAAGGUGGGGAAGAGACUUGAGGUGAGGACGCCUGAGGACCCCACGGGAAAGAGCUGGCAGCCCUCGUCUUACCCUCUAGCCCUGCCCAUCUCAGCCCCAUGCCCCCUCCAGUCAACCCCGGGCCACAGGCAGUAAGCAGCGGGCACACGGGAGCCAAGGCCCUGUGACCAGGCCAAGGAGGCAGGAGCUCCACGGUCAGCCACCUGCCCCCCAUGGAGCUGAGGCCCUGGUUGCUAUGGGUGGUAGCAGCCGCAGGAGCCUUGGUCCUGCUGGCCGCUGAUGCCCGUUGCCAGAAGAUCUUCACUAACACGUGGGCUGUGCACAUCCCUGGAGGCCUGGCCGUGGCUGAUAGUGUGGCAAGAAAGCAUGGGUUCCACAACCUGGGCCAGAUCUUCGGCGACUAUUACCACUUCUGGCAUCGAGCAGUGACAAAGCGGUCCCUGUCGCCUCACCGCCCUCGGCACAACCGUCUGCAGAGGGAGCCUCAAGUGCGGUGGCUAGAGCAGCAGGUAGCAAAACGACGGACCAAACGGGACCUUUACCAGGAGCCCACGGACCCCAAGUUUCCCCAGCAGUGGUACCUGUCUGGUGUCACUCAGAGGGACCUGAACGUGAAGGAGGCCUGGGCCCAGGGCUACACAGGGCGUGGCAUUGUGGUCUCCAUCCUGGAUGAUGGCAUCGAGAAGAACCACCCAGACUUGGCAGGCAACUAUGAUCCUGGGGCCAGUUUUGAUGUCAAUGACCAAGAUCCUGACCCCCAGCCUCGGUACACACAGAUGAAUGACAAUAGGCAUGGCACACGGUGUGCUGGUGAAGUGGCUGCCGUGGCCAACAACGGUGUCUGUGGCGUGGGUGUGGCUUAUAAUGCCCGCAUUGGAGGGGUGCGUAUGCUGGAUGGCGAGGUGACAGAUGCAGUGGAGGCACGCUCACUGGGCCUGAACCCCAACCACAUCCACAUCUAUAGUGCUAGCUGGGGCCCUGAGGACGACGGCAAGACUGUGGAUGGGCCAGCCCGCCUGGCUGAGGAGGCCUUCUUCCGGGGGGUGAGCCAGGGACGUGGAGGACUGGGUUCCAUCUUUGUCUGGGCCUCAGGGAACGGGGGCCGGGAACAUGACAGCUGCAACUGCGAUGGCUACACCAACAGCAUCUACACGCUGUCCAUCAGCAGCGCCACGCAGUUUGGCAACGUGCCCUGGUACAGUGAGGCCUGCUCGUCCACACUGGCUGCCACCUACAGCAGCGGCAGCCAGAACGAGAAGCAGAUCGUCACCACUGACUUGAGGCAGAAGUGCACGGAGUCUCACACAGGCACCUCAGCCUCUGCCCCUUUGGCAGCCGGCAUCAUUGCUCUCACGCUGGAGGCCAAUAGAAACCUCACCUGGCGGGAUAUGCAGCACCUGGUAGUUCGGACCUCAAAGCCGGCGCAUCUCAAUGCCAAUGACUGGGCCACCAAUGGCGUAGGCCGUAAAGUAAGCCACUCCUACGGCUAUGGGCUCUUGGAUGCAGGUGCCAUGGUGGCCCUGGCCCAGAACUGGACCACGGUUGCUCCCCAGCGGAAGUGCAUUAUCGACAUCCUCACUGAGCCCAGGGACAUUGGCAAGCGUCUGGAAGUACGCAAAAUGGUGACGGCUUGUCUGGGUGAGCCCACCCACAUCACCCGGCUGGAGCACGCUCAGGCACGGCUCACCCUGUCCUACAACCGCCGUGGCGACCUGGCCAUUCACCUGGUCAGCCCCAUGGGCACCCGCUCCACCCUUCUGGCUGCCAGGCCACAUGACUACUCUGCAGAUGGGUUUAAUGACUGGGCUUUCAUGACAACCCAUUCUUGGGAUGAGGACCCGUCCGGGGAGUGGGUCUUGGAAGUUGAAAACACCAGUGAGGCCAACAACUACGGGACACUGACCAAGUUCACUCUCAUACUAUAUGGCACAACCCCUGAGGGGCUUCCCACACCUCCUGAGAGCAGCGGCUGCAAAACCCUCACAUCCAGCCAGGCCUGCGUGGUGUGUGAAGAAGGUUUCUCCUUGCACCAGAAAACCUGUGUCCAGCACUGCCCACCUGGCUUUACACCCCAAGUCCUUGAUACCCACUACAGCACCGAGAAUGACAUUGAGACUAUCCGGGCCAGUGUCUGUGCUCCCUGCCACGCCUCCUGUGCCACGUGCCAGGGCCCAUCCCCCACAGACUGCCUCAGCUGCCCCAGCCAUGCCUCCCUGGACCCUGUGGAGCAGACAUGCUCCCGGCAGAGCCAGAGCAGCCGAGAGUCCCCACCGGAGCAGCCGCCACAGCUCCCAGGGUUAAGCCCAGAGGUGGAGGCUGAGCCAAGGCCUGCAGCCGACCUGCCCUCUCAUCUACCUGAGGUGGUAGCUGUCCUCAGCUGCGUCUUCAUCGUGCUGAUAUUUGUCACCAUCUUCCUGGUCCUGCAGCUGCGCUCAGGCUUCAGCUUCCGGGGGGUGAAGGUCUACACCAUGGACCGGGGGCUGAUCUCCUACAGGGGGCUGCCCCCCGAGGCCUGGCAGGAAGAGUGCCCGUCCGACUCUGAGGAUGAGGCCCGGGGCGAGAGGACCGCCUUUAUCAAGGACCAGAGCGCCCUUUGAUGAGCCCGCUGCCAGCACCCCCUCUAGCCCAUCCCUCCUCGGGCACUUUUUAAUUCACCAAAGUAUUUUUUUAUCUUGGGACUGGGCUUGGGCCCCAGCUGGGAGGCACGGGGUUGGGGGCAGAGACUGCUUCCUACCAUCUUUGGGCCCACCUGGCUGCUGAGCCGUGCCCAGGUCAGCCGGGGUGGGGUGGGAGGCCCUUACCUUACCCCUCACCCUGAUAGGCGGAUGGAGCCACGCCUGGGGGUAGCUGGCAGGGGCAGCUGGCUGAGGCCUGCGGUUUCUGUGGAGGGAAGGGACAGCCCUUCUGUGGACACCAUGCCUGGUUACAGCUCCUGCCCCUCCUGUCCCUCUAAAGCAAUAAUGGUCCCCAUCCAGACAGUAGGGAGGCUGGCCUAGGAGGGAUCUACAGGAGGUGGCCACUUCUUCAAGGGCUUUUGGAACCCUGACACUGUCCUCAGAAGUGGCAAUCACAGGAAGGGACCAAGGCAGGCAGGUGCUUCCAGAUGUGCACCGGUGUGGGGGGGCAGGUGUCCCAUCCCUCUGCCUGCCUCUGAUGGGCCCGGCCACACCAGGCAGGCCUGAGAUGGUGUCCCGACUACCCUGUCCUCUCCAGCACCCUCCCCUCCAGGGCCCAAGCCCCUGUUUUCUGAGCCCCGGGUGCCUGGGCUGUUGGCACUCACAGUCCCAGAGCCCCUGGGUGGGUGGUGGGCAGGGACGGUGGCCAGGCCGGCCUCUCCCGCCUCCCACCCGAUGCUGCUUUCCCCUGUGGGGAUCUCAGGAGCUGUUUGAGGAUAUAUUUUCACUUUGUGAUGAUUUCACUUUAGAUGCUGAUGAAUUUUUUUUUUUUUUUUUGUAUUUGUAAGGGGGUAGCAGCUGGACCACUCACCCCCACUGUCCACCCUGCUGUCCCCUGGCUGCCUGGCCCUGAGGCAGAGGGGCUACAGUGUGCUGCUGAGGCGUGAGGAGUAGCUGAGUCCCGUGUCCUGCAGGGCCAGGCCAGCAGGGUGGGCUCCAGGAAAGGGGGUCAAGGCAGGAGGGGCAGGCGGACAUCUGUUUGACAGGGCUUGUAGGUCACCAGUCUUCAAGUCCAGGGAUGGCACCAAGCCCCCUCCAACACUGUGCCCUGACAGAGCACUGACCUGCCGUGCCCCCCAAACCCCUCUUCUGAUGUGCCUUUUGCACCCCUCCCAUUAGGACAAUCAGUCCCCUCUCCCCCAGGAGCCCCCUUUUCUUUUUCUCCCCAGUCCUUUGGGGUCCCUGGCCACCUGUCCAUGGUGUCCCCUCUUCCAUACCCUUUCCGUGGCCAGCCUGGCUGUUUUUGUAAGAUACUGGGUUGGUGCACAGUGAUUUUUUUUUUUCCUUGUAAUUUAAACAGGCCCGGCAUUGUUGGUUCUAUUUAAUGGACACGAGAUAAUGUUAGAGGUUUUAAAGUGAUUAAACGUGCAGACUAUGCAAACCAGG